Schizophyllum commune H4-8 is the source of this 1636-nucleotide messenger RNA. RefSeq lists its product as uncharacterized. NCBI's taxonomy places the organism in Eukaryota, Fungi, Basidiomycota, Agaricomycetes, Agaricales, Schizophyllaceae. The record is from RefSeq and is a predicted model, not a curated record. Gene Ontology annotation, molecular function: protein binding. The transcript is spliced from 2 exons. The coding region runs from base 1 to 1491 and encodes 496 amino acids.
AUGACACGUGCCCACUUCGGAAUUUGCCGGAGUUAUUAUUCCCCGCAAACAGUUUCCUACCUUGAAGAUCUAAAGCAUUCCCGCCAACAGUACAUCUUGAACUGCGAUGCGCUCCUCGAACGCGCGGCUUCUCUUGCCAGUAUCGAACUACAGCGCAGGGAUUUCGUCCCAUCGACUCUCGAAACGCAGGCUAUCCGCGAAAUAUCAAAGGAGCUGAUCAACGAGAUACGCUCAAUUGACGCAGAGGACGAGCGGCUCCGCCACCUUCGUUGUCAGAUGGUCAACCAGCUCGAAGUCAACCAGUCCGUCGCUGCUCCCGUGCGCCGUUUUCCCCCCGAACUUCUAUCGGAGGUGUUCAUUCACUACUCGGAGUCGAUUUCCUCCACUCUCUGUAUGAUGACUGUUCCCUGCGUCUGCAGGUUUUGGCGGAGGGUCGCUCGAAGCACGCCCAAACUAUGGACGUCUUUCAACUCUAGACCGCAAGAUCGAUCAUAUCGUCACCUCUGGCCAGACAUAUUGGCCCUGUCUGGAAUGCUUCCGCUCACUCUUGAUCAUUAUGCGAUCGACGACGAACGUCUCGAAGAGUUUUUCGAAUUCUUGCGUCCACAUGCCGUACGGUGGCAAAGUAUCAACUUGUCUGGAACUUGUACCACAUUUCAGAGGCAGCCGAGCACUUGCCUGCCAAACCUCGAAGUGGCUUACAUCUUUCUGAAGGAGCGUACCGGUAACGGGGCUCUCAAGUUCCUCGCGAACACGCCAGCGUUGAAGCUCCUCAGGCUCGAGCUCGUCAUUCCGCCCAACGGUUCCGAGGCGAUGCUACCCGCAGAGGAGAUGGGUGCCUUCAUACUGACAGAUAUCUUGUCCAUACUACGGAGCUGUCACGCGUGCUUGACGACUUUGAACGUUUUGGUGCCCAACGUACCCGCGCUAGCACUGGAUGAUCUCCUAGUCAUGGAGAAACUCUCGACACUCGAGCUGGGCGCCGCUUCUUAUCGCCUGCUCGACUGUCUCGAGACACCCGCCGUCGAGAAAAUCAGCCUCGACAACAUUAACGAGCUCUCCGACGGCGACCCCUUCCCGACAUUGGCUGACUUCCUCGCCCGCUUGCGACAUCCUACCAAAGUCAAAGAGCUAUGCUUCACAUAUAUUAGGAUGCAAUCGCUAGAUGGCUCGUUCCUGGAGUGCAUGGAAUAUCUGCAACAUCUUCGGGAGCUGCAUGUGCAAGAGCCCACCAACUCUGCCAGAACCGCUCUAUCUUGCAGGGAUGUCCUGGUCGAGCUGACCUGCGUGGAGGACAGGGCGCCGCUCUUGCCGAACCUCGUCACAAUCUCCUUGACGGUCGAUGAGUCGGAUGGCCGUAUGUUACCCGCGUGGAGGAGCGCGUUGACGGAGAUGGUCAGGUCGAGGGAGGUGCCGCGCAUCUGUGCUGGGCAGGCCGUCGUCGCGUUGGAGCGGUUCGACACGAACGUGGAUUCCACAGUGGACAGUUGAAGGCUAGUCAUCGUUCUAAUUACUGACAAGCUCGUAUAUUGUCUUCUGUAGACAGAAGGGCUGUGUUCUCGAAUAGCCUAUGUACUGCACUCAAGUAUAUAGCCAAGCAAUUAGGAGGGAAUAUUACGCGGAUGCGUGACUGAGC